AUGGCCCACAUUUCCUCGGAAUGUCAAGAUGUCUUGCCUAAUGUUGGAUCUACUGAUUCAGAAACCUCUCUUACAUCUGCCUUGUGUGAUGACCCAUACCCUGAAGACUUGGACUUGAGGUCUCUGGUUGAAGAAAAUGCCUUCCAGGCUUUGUGUGAAGUGACCUUGAUAAAAAGACCCCGUUAUGCAGUCUGUGCCUCUGAAUCAGAUGAAGACAAUGAUUUUCUUUCUAUGACCUUUCCCAGAAAACUGUGGAAAAUAGUUGAAAGUGAUCAAAUUAAGUCUAUUUGGUGGGAUGAGAAGGGAACUUCCAUAGUGAUUAAUGAAGAACUCUUUAAGAAAGAAGUUUUGGAAAGAAAGGCCCCUUUCAGAAUAUUUGACACUGAUAAUAUGAAAAGUUUAGUUCGUCAGCUUAACCUGUAUGGUUUUAGUAAAAUGCGACAGAAUAUUCAAAGAUCAGCUUCUCUAGCUGACUUUCUGGCAGAAGAAAAAGUACUUUCAGUCUUAAACAAGUUACAGUGCUAUCAUAAUCCCAAUUUUAAACGAGGGUGUCCCCAACUUUUAGUAAGGAUUAAAAGAAGACGUGGGAUUAAAACUGCUUCUUCAGCAACUUCAUUAGUUCAAGAUUUCAACAAGAAGCACUUUGGAGCUGAGGGUCAUGUGAAUAACCCUAAUUCUGGUUAUGUUGCUGAAAGAAGUGGGGAAAGUGUAUUUUCACACUCCACAAAUUUAAAUAUGCCUCUACUAAGAAAUCCUGCUACCAGCCAGAGAAUGGCUAAGACAACUGAGCCAAUCAGGACUGCUUUUGCUCCUCCGUCAUCUACUUUACUUCGACCAUCAGGACAAAUUUUAAUGAAUCAAAAUGCUCUUUCAAGGCAGUUGACCACCUUUCCUGUGCAUUCACGUAGCAGCUACACUCAAGCCAACAUUCACAUUGGGAAUUUCAUAACCACCACAACUCCUUCUGAGAACCACAGUAUUUCUUCCUUACACAGAAGUUAUUUUGAUAAAAUGGGGGAGCCUUCCCUUUUUCCAAACACAUAUCUUUAUUCACCAGUCAUUGAUGGUCUUCCAAUUAACCUGCAACCAGCAGGCAACCCAAGCUUCCCAAUGCCAGUGACCGCUGAUGCAUCCACUGCCUCUCCUUUAAGGUCGACUCCUCCACCACCUUCGCCAGAGGUACAUCAUUGUAAUUACAACUGA
Messenger RNA from Phyllostomus discolor (pale spear-nosed bat), 1203 nucleotides. Its product is annotated as heat shock transcription factor, Y-linked-like. Bases 1 to 1203 code for a protein of 400 amino acids. Gene Ontology annotation, biological process: regulation of DNA-templated transcription. NCBI's taxonomy places the organism in Eukaryota, Metazoa, Chordata, Mammalia, Chiroptera, Phyllostomidae. The transcript has 2 exons. The record is from RefSeq and is a predicted model, not a curated record. Gene Ontology annotation, molecular function: sequence-specific DNA binding; DNA-binding transcription factor activity.